Messenger RNA from Pseudophryne corroboree (corroboree frog), 4369 nucleotides. RefSeq names its product oxidation resistance 1 (gene OXR1). The record is from RefSeq and is a predicted model, not a curated record. Gene Ontology annotation, biological process: response to oxidative stress. Gene Ontology annotation, cellular component: nucleus. NCBI's taxonomy places the organism in Eukaryota, Metazoa, Chordata, Amphibia, Anura, Myobatrachidae. Bases 193 to 2811 code for a protein of 872 amino acids. The transcript has 17 exons.
UAGAUGUGCUGUGUGGAGCCAGGAUGCACUUGCUGAUACCAUACCUCCAAUGCAAAACUCCUCUAGCAAGCAGCCCAUGCACACUGCAGAACUGAACAGGCUGGGACACUGUGUAACAUACCUCCUGCAGAUCAGUCUAUCAGACAAGCCAAAGACGAUAAGUCUUGAAUGUGAGACAGCGCAUUGAUCAAAAUGUUCAGCAGCAGAAGGUUAAAGAGGAAGUCUCAGUCUGUGGACAUUGCGUCACCGACGUAUGAUCCCCUGGCAGACCCAGCCCCACCGCAAACAAGUAAACCCCCCAUUGUUGCCAAGACUCAAUCUGAAGAAGAACACAAUACCGCAAAUACUCAGAAACGCUACCCGAGGAGAGGAGAAUUAAAAAGAGGCUACACUAUUGAUACCGGCCAGAGGAAGACCCUAGAGAAGAAAGAUGGGCGGCGAAUGUCCUUCCAGAAGCCAAAGGGGACCACAGAGUAUACCGUGGAGUCACGGGAUUCCUUAAAUAGCAUCUCUCUGAAGUUUGAUACAACACCAAAUGAACUCGUCCAGUUAAAUAAACUGUUUGCCAGAGCGGUUGUACCUGGGCAGGUUUUAUACGUACCUGACCCAGACUACAUUUCCAGUGUGGAGAGCUCCCCGUCCCUUAGUCCCAUCAGUCCUCUGUCUCCAACCUCUUCAGAAGUUGAAUUUGAAAAAAGCACAGACCUUGAUCGCGCUCGUCACAAAGAGUCGUCAACUUCCUCCCCAGCCUACCCUGCCAUCCGCCCGUCCAGGGUGGUAUCUUCCACAUCUGAAGAAGAAGAGGCGUUUACUGAGAAAUUUCUGAAAAUUAACUGCAAGUACAUAACUGAUGGAAAGGGAACAGUCAGCGGUGUCCUCCUGGUUACGCCAAAUAACAUAAUGUUCGAUCCUCAUAAGACGGACCCUUUAGUCCAGGAGAAUGGUUGUGAGGAGUAUGGCAUAAUGUGCCCGAUGGAGGAGGUGACGUCGGCCGCCAUGUACAAAGAAAUAGUCAAUAGCAAAUUGAAGGAUUCUGUUGAUCUAGAUCAGCUGUCCUGUAUGAGAGAUUUCUGUCACUUUAAGAAAAUGUCCGAAGGUAAUGCACACGAUCCGGAUUCCAAAACGUGGGAUACUGGAAACGACAGCGCCAGCACGGCCCCGCGUAGCACGGCGGAGUCUCUCUCUGAGGAUGUGUUUACGGAAUCUGAGCUUUCUCCAAUCAGGGAAGAGCUACACUCCUCCGAUGAGCUGCGGCAGGACAAAUCCUCGGGAACUUCAUCCGAGUCUGUUAAGACGAUAAACCAAACCGUUGUAGAGUGUUGCUCAACAAACCUUUCAGACGCCACAGAUGCCGCGCAUGAUUUAAAGAGCAGCGCCGAUCCUACUGCCGGCGACAGCGGAGUUUUUAGCAAUGCCAAUGAUUUAGAAAAGAGCGAUGUGUCCCUUAAGGUAGGUGAAGACUUGGAAGCAGGGCAAGCCAGACCUACGACAGAACAAAAUAUUGAUGAACUAGUUGACAGCGAAGUCCCACAUGUCCUAAGCACAGAUGCAGGGCAGCUUGUAGAGAAUGAGCAUAAAACCGCGGAUCAGAGCCCCCAUAGUCUUGCUGCUGAGACUGACAAUCAUGCGGAGGAGACAAUCCAGAGUGCUUCAGAGAAACAGCCAUCGGGGGACUCUGAAACCGAAGUGGAGGAACUGCGGAAACUAUGGAAGAACCUCACUAUGCAACAAGCCAAGCAACAGAGGGAUGACCUGCAGCACGCCACGCACAAAGAGCCGAAUACAGGCAGCACGGAGUCGCACGCGGAAGGUGUAUGUUCAGCUAUUGCCAAAGAAAAACGAAGACAUAGAUCUCAUAAGUAUUUGUGUCUAAGAGUCGGGAAGCCAAUGAGAAAAACGUUUGUGUCUACAGCCAGUGCACUAAUGCAGCAGUAUGCGCAGCGGGACAAGCUGGAGUACUGGUUUGCUGUUCCACAUGACAGAACGGAACAGAUUUACUCCUUUUUCAUUCAGUGGAGCCCAGAUUUUUUCGCUGAAGAAAUUGGAGAGUCCUCUAGGGAGCCAGGAUUUGUGGUGGUGAAACGGCAUGAGGAACCAGAGAACUCAGAAGGUUCCACCAACGAUUCUACAACAAGAUUAUGGGAGGUAGUAUCAGUGGCUGAGUACCACCGCAGGAUCGAUGCCCUAAAUACCGAAGAGCUGCGUACUCUCUGCAGACGUCUCAAGAUUGCAACAAGAGAGGACGUCGGCUCCAAGCAAACCACAAGCAUCAAGACAGACCUGGAACCGGAAGCUUUCCGACCGAAUCUCAGUGACCCCAGUCAGCUUCUCCAAGUUGACCAAAUAGAAAAGCUCACCAAGCACCUCCCGCCUAGGACAAUCGGCUACCCAUGGACUCUUGUCUACAGUACUGCAAAACACGGGAUGAGCUUGAAGACCCUAUACAGGACAAUGCUAGGUUUGGACACACCGGUACUCCUGGUGAUUAAAGACAGCGAUGCACAGAUCUUUGGGGCAUUAGCAUCUGAACCAUUUAAAGUGAGCGAUGGUUUUUAUGGCACCGGGGAAACCUUCCUCUUUACAUUCUCCCCUGACUUUGAGGUCUUUAAAUGGACAGGUGACAACAUGUUCUUUAUUAAAGGCGAUAUGGACUCGCUAGCUUUUGGUGGAGGAGGGGGAGAGUUUGCCCUGUGGCUGGAUGGAGAUCUUUAUCAUGGGAGAAGUCACUCCUGUAAAACCUUUGGAAACCCUACACUUUCUAAGAAAGAGGAUUUCAUUGUCCAAGACAUUGAAAUUUGGGCGUUUGAGUAAAUAACGUUGUACAUACACACAGCACAAAAUCUCUUCUCCCCCUCCCAUGUACAGAAGAGAGAGACUCGAUGUGUACUGCAGCUUACUAAUAUAUACCUUUUAAUAUAUUUGUAUUUUUGUUAAUAUUUGACCAUAGUUCCUUUUUAUUUUCGGUAGCUAUAUCUAUUUUCAGACAUGAAUAUUGAGUGGAGCCGUAAUUGUACGUUUUGAUGAAUGUUAGAAUUCUGUCACUUUUCUGUCACCGAUCUGAAUCUACAAGGAGAUGAUAGAAGGUCACUUAUCAUACGCAAAACUUCUGCAUCCCCAUGUCACAAGCCACAAGCUUGGAGGUGCAUUAUUUAAACAAAAUCUAUGAGGAAUUGGCGGUGGAGGUUGUUUUUUUUUUUUUUAUCUUAAUUCCUUUAUUUUUUCCCCACGUAACAUGGAUGGUUUUACAGAUGUACCAUUUUUUGUUCCAAACCAUAGUUUAUGCGCCCCCCCCCCCCCCAAAAAAAAAUAAUUAAAUUCUGAAUACAGGGGGAAGAAAAAGCAGAGGAAACCGUAAUGUAGUUUUGUACUGAGUGCGCAUAUAUGUUGUACUUUCUUUUUUUAGUAUCCAAUCUGACAAACUGGUCGACUCGUACGAUAAGUAGACAAUUUUGUGACUUGUAUUAUUUGUGGAAUAUGCAAACGGUCCUCUGAUCUCAGAGGGGGGAAAAAAAAAGACAAAAAAAUAAAACAGUCUAGACUCUAUCUAUAGCGGAUUUGUAGAGAAACGCGCCUUCGUGCAAUAAAUUGCUCCGCAAAACACUCUCAACGACGAAGCUUCUAAUUCUGUGUUCUGCGAGUACAUUGCUGUUCUAAAUGUGACAGUGAGUUAUCUUUGUGCUGAAGAUUCAGCUGUUUGAUAAACAUGUAUAUUAUUUUGUAAAUUAUUGUUGAAAACGUAGAGUUGUUCUUAUAGAAACGUGUUCAUUCGACGGGUUUGCUUAUAGCACUUUAACUUAUUUUUUUUUAAACUCAAUACAAGCCAAAUGGAAUGGCUUAUGUAGGUGCCGUGGGCGCGGCCACCGCUCGCUCUCUGUCCGUUUUUAAACUACAAUGUCUGCCACGCAUUGCCAGCCAUUUCCGCAAUGACUGCUGGAACUUGUAGUUCAAUAGAAGCUGAGAACUGCGGCUGGCAGCCCAGGUCUGGGUUAUAUGUAUAGCAUCUGAAAAUAUUUACGUUACCUGGAUAAAAAUAAAUAAAUAAAUCUUCAAAAGAAAAUAUACUGCUAUGGUAACAAAGGGGAAGACAUUCUAUCUAUACCGUGCUAAUGCUGAAUGUGAAUACGAAUACAGGGCAUAACCUUCUCUAUGUACAAAGCGCUCUAUAUUCCUGCUAGGUCUGGUAUGUAGAAUAAAUGUAAAUAUAUCCGCAUUUCUCCCCCUCUGGUCUUCCACAGCACUAUUAGCGUCUUUGUGGAUUUAAGACUAUUACUAAUCCUGUAAUGGAUUUUAAGUACUAUAAGGUCAUAGUGAUAUAAUUAUAAAUAUAUGUAUAAAUAUAUAUAGAAAAUAAAUACAUGGACAAUAAAAA